UCUUAUACGUGUCGCUAGUAUUGCUCCGGAGCGUGUGCUCCGUAUCUGGUAGUUUUUAAAGACCCUAGAUCUGCGCAGUUGUCUGGGGUACUUUGUUACUCCAGUUGGAGAAAUCAACCAUUUAACCGUUUAACGGUGAACAUACCAAGAAAAUCACUAUUCAAGCUUAGAAUGGCGUAUGGACUAUCUUGAGUCGGUCCUUUGAGCCACAUAUGCACCAAACCAAACCUUUUGUCAAUUUUCAAAUUUUGACUGAUCUCUUCAACAAUGCCACAAGAAUUAAAUGUUUUGUGUUGUUAUUCUUGUAAAAUGUUUCAAGUACACAUAGUCAAAAAAGCACGCAAAUGGCAGUGCAAAGUGUGCAAUGCGAAACAAUCUAUACAACAGGUAUAUUUUCAAGGAUCUGGCCAACAAUGUCGUCUUUCUGUCCAGAAAUUGAAUGCAGCAAAAGCAAAUUUUUCAUUAUUUUCUACAACUUCUAAUCAAAAUGAUAGUGGCAGUGAUAGUUGUGAUGUACACACAAGCAUUCCUGAAGUGUCAGAUACAGCAACAUCGUUAAACAGACCGAUAUUCGAUGGAAUAAUGCGAAUUUCAAUGACGAUGCUUGAGAAUACGGAUCGAAUCGAAGGUUCGAGUUGUUGCCGCUGGCGAUCGAUCGUAUCGUAGCGCAGGUGCGACGACGACGGUUCGUUGGUCGACCGUUUUGGUCGUGCGAAGCGAAGAACAUCUCCCUCGUUUCUGCGAGCCGUCAAGAUUUGCUGGCCGACGAGGUGGCUGAGAGAACGGGUGCCCGUAGCAAACAAUUGCGGUCGGCGCGGGGCGAACUCGCUUGGCGGGAUCGUAGCUCGGGAAUUCCGCGAGAUUGCAUUGCCAUAUUCGUUCUUCGGCGCGGCCGAAUACGCGCGCGAGUAGUGUCGUCGUCGUCCCACACGAUCGACGUGCGCGCAAUUACGAGCGCGGAAUGAAAAUCACCCGGAGGCGCAACGUCGUCGUUGAGGACGAGAAGACGAGAGAGCGAAUUAAUCGAGAUUCUAAUUGCAAGAAUGCAAUUGCGGCCGGCGCCGCGCGCGUCCGUACGUAAAUAAGGAAACCUCGCGCGCUGACUCGACGGUUAACGAUACCGACGACGAUCAAGUGUCGUUGGCAGCCGCCGUUACGACGGCACAUUGAUUUACGCGCGACAUAAAGGUAGUUGAGAGAAGAAAAAAAGAAAGGUCUCGACCUAUUCUAAUUGAAAAUCCCUGCCUAAAGUAGCUCGCACUGCCUUACGUAAUGAGGAUUUAUCGUUGACCGUACUUGACUCCAGUUGACGCACCGAGCGCAUCGUGCUGGCAGGAAGGUAAAUAGAAACCUCACUUCAAUUGAACGUGUCUCGAUUAUCCUGAUUGCGUUUAUGUGGCCAAAGGUCGAGUUAUGUACGUUACAAUGCAGCGGACAAUGCAGCGCCUGUUCUCUUCGUAUACCUCGCGCGUCAGAG
Pseudomyrmex gracilis is the source of this 1477-nucleotide messenger RNA. RefSeq names its product MRN complex-interacting protein. Bases 268 to 666 code for a protein of 132 amino acids. Gene Ontology annotation, cellular component: nucleus. Gene Ontology annotation, molecular function: chromatin binding. The record is from RefSeq and is a predicted model, not a curated record. Lineage: Eukaryota; Metazoa; Arthropoda; Insecta; Hymenoptera; Formicidae. Gene Ontology annotation, biological process: mitotic G2 DNA damage checkpoint signaling. The transcript has 4 exons.